UACCUUGACUUUUUCUCGGCCCGCCAGCCUGGCGGCUUUAGCGAGUCAUCAUGUUGGGCGAUGACUUGAUGGAGACCACGUCCCUGCAAGAUGCAGUGGAGAAGAUGAUGUCGGACGUGGCCUCCACCAGCAACGCCGGCCUUGAUGCUCUUCGGGAGUGGCUCCAGGACCAGCGGAACUUGGACAAGGCGGACAGCGACCCCAAAGUUUGGCCUGCAGUGCUAAAGGUGCUGGUGGCACACAGCCAGCGCCAGGUUCAGAGCCUCACGAAAGCAGGCGGUCGCAAGGUCUCCUUCCGCGUGGACGGCCCCGCCACGCUGCUGGCAGCGGUGAAGGCGGCGCGGCGCAAGCGGCGCGUGAGCCUGGCAAAGGUGGCCAUGCGCGUUUGGAUUCACAUCGAGGAAGUUUUGCGCAAUGAAGUCAUGGUCAACCGCCAGACGGAGUCGCUGUUUUACUAUUGUAAGGCGGCCCAGGAGCUGUCGGAGGCGGCGGAUCAGGGCGCGCUGUUGGAGCUGAGGCCCAAGCGAGUGCUGAAGCCCUUGCUGGAGGUCCAGGGCAGCCAGCGCACCAAAGGCGCCGCGCUGGACGCGGCCGCCAACUUGUGCCGCCACGCAGAGGGGGACAUCGCCGCAGAGGUGGCAAUGCUUUGCGAGCGGUCUUUGGCCAUGUUCAGCUGCGGGCAACCUGCAGCGAGCUGUUUGGCGGCCUGCGCCCUCAGGGCGCCCUUUGCCUUUCGAGACUGGCUCUUGACCGGCGACAACACCAACACGCUGGUGGGCGCCUUGACCAGUGCCUGGCCGGCCUUGCGACAGUGCAUCGACCAGCUGGACCUGGUGCUGCGCCUGGUGCUGUCCUUGCUGCCCUCGCCGCCCAAAGCCGCCCAGCUUGUGCCGCUUUGCGCAGACACCCUGGAAGCGGAGGUGCGCUCGGACUCGAGCUCUCUGUGCUUCGCCGCGGACAGCGGGGAGCGCUUCGCGAACGCGCGGCGCACGGCGCGGCUGGCGGAUCUCAUGGCGAGUUUGCUGUGGAGCUCCGCCGCGGCCGCGGAGGUGGCCAGGGAGGUGUGCGGCCAGCUGGACCGGCGCUGCCUGCCCUGGGCCCUGUGCUUGGUGCGACUCUGCGAGCGGCAGCCUGAGCUGGCGGCGGAUUCGGCUCUUCUGGCGCAGCUCUGUGGUGCAGUGCUGCGGCAGCUGCAGAAGGGCGUACGCCUAGAGAUGGAGCUUCCGGCGCUGCAGGGGGCGCUCCUUGCGCUGCUGGAGGCUUGGGCGUGGCACCGGCUGGGCUGGCACUCAGGCGACGACGCUCUGCCGCUGUGGUGCAGCCAGCUGACGGAGGCCCGGUGCUCGAUUACCAGCAGUGGCAUCGUGGAGCUGCUGCCGGCGCUGGACGUGAAAGAGGCACCGGAGUUGGCGGCACAGCUGCACGCCAUCUCAGACUACGUGAAGCAAGCCCUUGCCAGCAACCAGACCUCCGCCAACUUCUGGCCGCUGCUGUCGGUGGUCUUCCUGCUGGCGCCGGACAGAGUGAGAGACCUCCAGGAGGAGCUGCUGACACGGAACCGCUUCUCUUCAGCGAGCCUUUUUGGGCAGCACCUGACAGUGGAUGUCCAGAAGCGUUUGCUGGAGGGCCUGCUGAACGAGCCCCUGGAGCAGCAGCUCAGCUUCCUCUGGCUCAGCUCGGGCCCGCGCAGCGACGCUCAGGACCGCCGAGACACGGCGGAGGAGUGGCCCGUGGAGUUUGACGACUUCUUCCUUUCGGUGCCCCGGCGCGAAACUGUCCCGUCCCACUGCGCCGCCUGGGCCGCGCGCAAGCGCCGCAGCGCCUGCGCGUGCCUCGAGACGGAGCUGCAGCGGCGCUUGGCUGCUGCGGCACUGAACGAGGAGGCCCGACCUAGCUUCAGUGCAUGCGGCUCUGGCCCCGAUAUGGACGAGGUGCUGCUUGAGCGCACGCUCCGCGCUUGUGCCUUGGUGCCGGCGGAGGUCCCGGUGAGAGGGCGCUCGCUUCAGCUGUCUGAGCGGCCAGAAGGAGCCGCGGCCUUCGCUGCGGCCUGGGGCAUUUUCGAGUCCAGGUACACGGAGUUCAAAAACACACUGAGCCCCACUCGCGAAGUAGACCUGGGCCAGUCCUUGCGCUGCGUACAGCCGCUGCUCCCAGCCUUUACCUUGGCCUUGUGGCUCCCUCAGUCCUCUGGGGGCCAGCAGCGCAUGCUCACCGAGUGCUUCAGACGCCUGCUGCAAUUCGCCAACACCGUGGCGAUUUGCUCGGCAGAAGCCCUCCGUGCUGCCAAGGGCCCCACGCCGGAGGCCUUUUUCUCCGCGUUCUGCGGCGUGGUUUGGCAGGUCGCAGGCGCAUUGACCUCGUCGGACUUCUCCUCCCUCGUCGCCACCUUGGCGGAUAACCUCACGAGCCGCGACGCCGUGGGAGCUGCCGCGGCGAAGCUUCAGCUGCUCAUCGCGCUGGCGGUGCAAGAUUGCCAGCAGCCGUUGCGGCAACACCUGCUGCAGCUGGCUAAGGAGGACGAGGCUGCGGCCUUGAGCGCCAUAAGGCUGGCGGCAGCAGAGCUGUGCUGGCACUUGGAGAAUCAGUCCACGCUUCGGCGCUGCGAUAUGCCCGGCCUGGCAGCCACCGUCAAUGUCUUGGGCGAGGUUUGGUGUGCCUGCCCGUCUCCGGUUUCAGCCCUGGACUGGGAGGCGUUUCUGGGCGCUGCCCAGCGGCUGCUGCGCUGCCGGCCUGAGCUCACCGCGCGGACUUGGCCCGCCAAUGCGCUGUCGCGACUGGAGGCUCAGACCCAGGCGCUGGGUGACAAGUGGUGGCCGAACGCCCGGACCAAGAUGGCCUUGGCCUCCGUCCUUACCCAGAGCCUCCGGCUCUUCAACAGCCUGGGGAUGACGGACCAGGUGCAGAUUGUGGCGAACUGCUGCAUGGGUGCCGUGCCCGACUUCAUCCUCAAGGACACCUCCUGCGAGGUGCAGCUGGAAGUGGCCAGCUCCUGCAUGCCGGUGCUCUUUGAGGCCUUUGACAACACCACGGUCUUCCAGGAGUUCAGCCCAAUGCUGGAGGCCUUGUCUUCUGAGUCCAUGGCGCCAGGUCUGCCGAGCUCGGCGCUGGUGGCUUUCCAAGUGGCCUUGGCCAUGGCCAAGAGCGGGCUUGCCCACCAGGUACUGCCCAGGGUGUGCACGGUGCCUUCCGGCCUGCGGCCCACGGCGCGGAGGGUGCUGAGCUUGCUGGAGGAGGAGCCUAGUGGGGGCCUCUCCCCACUGGCCUUGGCCUUCCGGGCCCCGAUCUUCCUUCGGGUGCUGCGCGCCCGGGGCCGCCUCACGCAGCUGCCUCUGAUGGACCUCGGCCUGAACCCAGAGAUGCCGUCCCUGCCAGGCCGAGGCCAGCGCUGGGGCCUCGGAAGACACCUCGCCGCGGCGGUAGUGGCCAUGGUCUUGGCGGAGGACUUCGGGCAAUUGGGUGACCUGGCGCCGUGCUGUGGCCUGGGCGCCGCCAGCGGGGAGUUCCUGGAGCUGGUGGCGGUGCCCUUGGCCGGCGCAUUGGUGCCGCUGCGGAAGUCUCUGCAGGUCUUACAGGAGAAGCUUGGCGACAAGGUGCUGCCCCUACUGCAGCGCAAGGCGAGCCACAUCUUUGCCUUCGCGCUGCAGCUGCCGCUGCUGACCUGCGGAGACGUUUGCCAGGUGGACGCGGAAGCGGUGGCCACGGCCUUCAGGGAGGUGGCGCCCCAGGUGGAGUGGGCGGACACGGGGAAGUUCGUGGCUAGCCACUUCCGGGAGCUGAUCUUCCUGCUGGACCCGGUGAUUCGCGCCUGGGCGCCGCACACGCCACAGGCGGCGGUGGAGGUGCUGCGGGCCUUCGGCGCCUGGGCGGGGCCUCUGAGCGCCAGCCGCCUGCGGCUGUGGGCGGCGCUGCUGCUGCAGCACUCGAAGGCCGUGAAGCCCAAGCAGCGCCAGGAGCUCGGGGCCUUAUUGAGCCGCGCCAUCACCACGGCUUCGCCGGGCGCCAUUGGGCGCCUGGCGCGGCAGAGGGACGAGACGGUGCGCCUCAUGCUGGCAGAGGUGGAGGCUGAGUGGGGCGUCAGUGGAGAAGGCGCAGAGCGCAGCACCGAGCGCAGCGUGUGCCUCACGGGCCUCGCGGCGCUGCUGAAGGCUUUGAAAGCCUCGGGCAAGGAGGAACCCUGGCUGCAGCUACAGCUUGAGGCCAUCAUGCCCAGGCUGGCGCCGCCGGCCCAGCAGCUCCUGGACGACGCCCUGGGCGCCUCCUCGGGCUCGGCGAGCGCCGAGCCGGCGGCCAAGCGCCUGCGCAAGGGCGCCAGCUCCAGGUUGGGAGCAGAAGUUGCCUUGAAGCAACUGGCGCCCCCGCCUCCAGCUUUAGCCUGGGGCCCGGCCCCGGCGCCGGACCUGGGCUGCAUCGUGCAGAGCUUGGCCUCCUCUGCCGGCUCGGCGCCGGAGGAUGUCAUGUACAGCACACUGCGCCUGGUGACGCAGGCGCAGCCCCUGCAACAGCUGCGCGGCAGCGCCUCUUUGGCGCGAAUGCUGGCUCUGGGCUUGGCAGCGCUGGGGCCGGUCGCAGCCGUGCAGGUGCAGUGUGAGGAGUUUUUGGACCCUUUGGAGGCGGCACUGCAAGGCGCCAAGGCCAACGCGGAGGAACUUCUGUACAGCGUGGUGCUGCUGGGGUGCACCCAGCUUCAGGCGCACCCCUACGCGUCGGUGCGCCAGCUGGCAGGGCAAGCUUUGCGCCAGCUCAUCCAGCAGCAGAAGCCUCUUUGCCAAGCCGCGCGGAAGCUGUUGCAACAGAUUCUGGACAAGCAGCACCUGUUUCUUGAGGACAUGGAUGACCUCCUUUCCUCUUCGCUUUGCACUUUGGCGCCCCGCACCAGUGCCCGAACUGGAUCGAAGAUCUCCUGGCAGUUUCUGCGGCAGGAGAAGGAUUUGUCCGUUUGGAUGAGCGGAUUGCUCUCCAAUUUGCAGGAGCUCGGCCCUUGCGUGGCCUUGGCGCAAAAGGCCCCGUGGUUCGCUCAGCAACUGCUGGGCCUCGGCCUGGUGAAGGCCGCGAAUGGCCAAAACCUCGCCAAGGACAUGAACCUCUUCUUCCAGCAGAGCGCGCCAGACCCAGCCCAGGCUCAGUGCUUGCUGCGCGCCCUGCACCUCAUCCGCAUGCACCAGACAACCUGCAAGAAGCGCGCGGUGCCACACUUCCCCUCAGACUCGGGGGACCAAUUCUGGUCAGCCCUCGACCUACGUGCUGCAGCGGAGUGCGCGGCCAAGUAUGACCCGCAGCACGCCUUUCUGCUGCUGGAGCUCCACUUGCAGCGAGCGCACCCAGAGGUGCCGCCCUGCCAAUCCCUGCAGACGGCGAAGGUGACGGGGGUCGAGGCCCUGUUCCAAGCGCCACAGCAGGAGGUGCGGCUGCUGCACGACUUGGCGCGGCAGCUGCCGGAGGACGAGCUCUUGUACGGCAACGCCCAGUGGUGUCACAGCAGCUCCCGCCUCGCGCGGGCGGAGUUGGAUCAGGACCACCUCCUGAGCAUCCAUCUCCGCAAUGAGCUGCUGGAGUCACUGCAGGGCAACGAGGCCCUGGCCGCGCGCCAGAAGCUGGACGACGCCUUGGCGAACCUGGGCUGGCACGCGCUCACUGCCGAGACCGCCGCCGGAAGCGGCGGGGAGGACGUCUGGGAGCGGCGCUGCGAGGCGCUGUGGCGCAUGAGGCAGUGGGGCCCAGUGGAGGGCAAGCACCAGGGCUUUCACGCCACGCUGCAUACGGCCUUGUCGGGGCUCUCCUCGGCAGUGGACGGCGUCAGCGCGAGCGCAAACGCAGCGAAUCAGGUGCUUAGCGAGGCCGCGAGCAAGGACAUGUCCCAGGCCGUUGGCGCCUUGGAGCGCCCGCUGCUGAAGUUGGUCUCUGCGGUCACCGGCAGCGCCGCCGGCAGCGGCGCUUCCGGCGCGGCGGCCGGGCUGACCAGCGCUGCCCUGCGACUGCAGAUGCUGGGCUCGGUCUUCCAGUGCUGCGAUGCCCUGGUGGCGGACGUGCAGAAGAUGUCUCAGGCCGCUUCCGCGAGCCGCGCGGUGGCGACUCUGGCAGCGAGUUGGCAGAAGGUGCCGAAGGAGGAUGCGGCGACGCACUUCCAAAAGAUCGAGCCCUUGCUUGCGCUGCAGUCCUCCAUCCUGGCCACCACACAGCAUGCUCUGCCGGAGCUCCGGUUUUUGACCUCUAUGGCGCAGGUGGCGCGCAGCCAGCAGCCCCACCGGGCCUUGACGCUGCUGGAGCGGGCGCUGCGGGCCAAGAAGAGCGCCAAGCCGCAGAGGCAGGACCUGCUGAAGCUGCACUGGGAACAGGCCUGCUGCCUGUGGGACCUCAAGCAGCCCCAGGAGGCCCUGAGCAUCGCCCAGGCCGUGGCCGCCGAGUGCCGCGGGGGCGCGGGCGCGGAGCGAGCGCCGGAUGCCUGGAAGGCGCAGGUUCUGAGCGUCACCGGGCGCUGGCUGGCCUUGUCGAGGCUCGAAGGCCCCGAGCUCAUCCAGAAGGAGUACUUCGAGCCGGCCAACGUGCUGGACGCGUCCACGGGCCGGGACUUCGCGGAGUUCCUGGAUCGAAGGCUCACAGAGGAGGUGCUGCGUCAGGGAUCCGCGCAGCAUCUUCACACCAAGGAGGCCCGGCGCAAGACGGAGGCGGCCCUGAAACGCGCCGGCUCGGAGGUGGAGCGGCUGCAGAAGAACGCAGGCGCAGAGCAGGAUAGCCGGUUCAGGACCCUGAGGGACGAGAAGAACAAGUUGGAGAAGCGCUCCAACGAGGACCGCAAGACCGCCCAGCAGGAAGCCGAGCGCAUCGAGGUCCUGGCAACGGGCUGCGUCAGACAACUGGGGCGGUGCCUCAUGGAGAGCGGCUCCAACCUGACACGGGUGGCCUGCCGCUUUCUGUCGCUCUGGUUCGAUCACAACGUGGAGGUCCCGGAGGUCACGAAGAUCGUGCGGGAGUCCAUCCCUAAGCUGCAGCUCCCACCGGUGAUGCCCUUUAUCUAUCAGCUGGCCUCGCGACUGGACACCGCCAAGGAGGCUCCGUUCCAGCAGGCCCUGGACGAGUUCCUGCUGCGCUUGGCGCAGAAGCUGGGGGCGGUGGCCAUGUGGCCGCUGAUCUCACUGCGGAACGGGGACCAGGUGCCUAAGGACAUGCAGGGCUCCGCCGGGCACGUGGCGGACCGGUCCAAGCUGAUGGCUGCCUCCCGGGUCAUCGAGAAGAUUCGGAAGCUCCCCAUGCGCUCAGUCCUGGAAGCAGUGGAGGUCCUGAACAAGUUCUACCUCGACAUCGCCCUCUUCAAGGUGGACAAGCGGAACCGCGAAGUGGAGGUGCCGCUCACCUCCUUGCCGCACUUCCGGGAGGUGCGCAAGGUCUUGCAGUCCACCCACGUGCCGGUGCCCACCGUGGCCUCCAGCGACGUCAUGCCGAAGAUCAGCAGCUUCGGGGAGACCUUCAGCAUCGCCAAGCAGGGCCUGUCCUGCCCAAAGAUUGUGCGGGUGGUGGACUCUGAGGGUCGGGAGCACAAGCAGCUGGUGAAGGGCCACGACGACCUCAGGCAGGAUGCGGUGAUGCAGCAGCUUUUCCGGCUGCUGAACGACGUCUUCAAGGAGAAUCCGAAAUCCAAGCACGCCCAGCUGGGUCUUCGGACCUUCCAGGUGGUGCCACUCUCGCCAUGCGCAGGCAUCGCGGAGUGGGUAGCCAACACCGCGACGCUGGCGGACGUGCUCAUCUCCGACCAGCAGUCCGCGCAUCCCAGGUACCGCCCCCGGGACUGGUCCCACAUGCAGUGCCGCAAGCGCAUGGCCGACGCGGCAGAGCCAACGAGGGAGGGCAAAGUGCUGGAGAAGGCGCUGCAGGAGGUCUAUGACAACUUCAAGCCCGUGAUGCACCUGGUUCUCCUGGAGCGGUUCCCGGGCCCCCAGGAGUGGCACAGAGCCCGCCAGGUCUAUGCUCGAUCCGUGGCAGUGAGCUCCAUCGUAGGCUACAUCGUCGGCUUGGGGGACCGGCACCCCAACAACAUCCUCAUGGACCAGCAGACAGGAGAGCUGGUGCAUAUCGACUUUGGCAUCGCCUUUGACAAGGGCCGCGCCUUGCGGAUCCCGGAACUGGUCCCCUUCCGACUCACCCGGGACAUUGUGGCAGGCCUCGGCUGCCUGGGCACCUGCGGCCUCUUCCGGAAGAGCGCGGAGACGGCCAUGGAGGUCCUGCGCUCCUCCGCGCCGCUGGUCACCGCGGUGGUGGAGGUCUUUGUGCACGACCCCCUGUACUUCUGGUCCUUGACCCCGGCCAAGCCACGCAGAGACAACCAGGACGUUCCAGGAGUUGUGACGGAGGCAGAGGGGAACGAGAUGGCGAAGCGAGCGGUGGUGGAGGUGAAGGCCAAGUUGGGUGAGGGCACUGACGACGUGCUGGGGGUCCCGGCGCACGUGGGGCGCCUCAUCCAUGAGGCCAUCGACCCUGCGAACCUCAGCAGGAUGUUUGCUGGCUGGCAAGGCUGGGUGUGACUGGGCGCCUGGUGAUAUGCGGAGCGGGCCAGA
Molecule: messenger RNA, 8546 nt
Organism: Effrenium voratum
Lineage: Eukaryota; Dinophyceae; Suessiales; Symbiodiniaceae
Source: the annotation of a GenBank genome assembly